Messenger RNA from Trichomonas vaginalis G3, 1788 nucleotides. Its product is annotated as surface antigen BspA-like family. NCBI's taxonomy places the organism in Eukaryota, Parabasalia, Trichomonadida, Trichomonadidae. The transcript has a single exon. Bases 1 to 1788 code for a protein of 595 amino acids. The record is from RefSeq and is a predicted model, not a curated record.
AUGUUGAGCUUUUUAUACGUUUGUUGUUUGUUGUUGAAAGUAGCAAUCAAUGACAUCGAAUACGACGGCAAUUCUCUUGAUGAUAUACUCGAAAAAAACAAAAUCCAGAAAGAUUCAGUGAAAACUCUUCACGUUUUAUCAGGUGAUUUUGACAUGAAAGGAUUUGCAUCGAAAGAAUAUUCAAAUCUUGAAACAUUCGAACUUGAAGAUGGCUGCUACAGCGGUCCUAUUUCCCAAAAUAAUUUCGGACAUUCAAAAAGUCUUAAAGUCCUCAGAAUAUACAGCGAAAUAACCACCCAACCAUACUUCUUAGAUGGAAGCAAUGUCUCAGAAAUAUGUUUCACAAAUUUGAAAGAUGAAACUGUAAGUACAUCUUUUAAAACAGAUAAUCUUCAAAAUAUUACAUUGAUUGGUCCAACAACAAUUUCGGAAUUUGCAUUUAAUGAUCGCGUAUUAUUAACUACAGUUUCAAUUCCAAAUGCAACAAUUAUUGAAAAAUAUGGUUUUAGUUCUUGUGAAUCACUAAAGAACAUAAAUAUGCCGCAUAUUACAAUUGCUAAUAAUUCUGCUUUCAAUGGUUGUAAAGCUCUUGAAACGAUUAGUUUUGAAGAAUUAACAACAAUUGGUGACUUUGUUUUCGAGGAUUGUGAAUCACUUAAGAAUGUAAAUUUGCCAAAUCUCACAAGUUGCGGUCAAUCUGCAUUUAGUGGUUGUGUUUCACUUGAAACAAUUGAAUUAGAUGAAGUAACAUCAAUGGGUGGAUCUGCAUUUUCCUAUUGUAAAUCUCUUAAAAAUGUAACAAUUCCUCAUAUCAAAAUUGUUAGUAAACUUGCAUUUUAUAACUGCGAAGUACUUGAAACAGUAAACUUUGAAGAAGUAACUGCUAUUAAUGAAGAUGGAUUCUCUCAAUGUGAGUCUCUGAAAAAUGUAAAUAUUCCUCACCUUCAAACUAUUGAAUACCAAGCAUUUAUUAGUUGUAAUUCACUUGAAACAGUUAAUUUUGAAGAAUUAACAAUUGUUGGCACAGAAGGAUUUUCUUCAUGCAAAGCUCUUAAGAAUGUAAAUAUUCCACACCUCCAAACUAUUAAUGAAAGUGGAUUCGAAUAUUGUGAAUCACUUGAAACAAUUGAAUUCAACGAAGUUACAUUUUUAGGCAGAUAUGCUUUCAUGCAAUGUAGUGCAUUAAAGAAUGUUCAACUUAAAUCUGUAAAAACACUUUCAAGAGGAUGUUUUGCAUCAUGUACAUCAAUUGUUGAACUAAAUCUAACAUCUGUAACAGAGAUCAUCGAUGAUUCUGUAUUUUCUAACUGUCCAUCAUUAAAGACAUUGAUAUUAACAAAUUUAGAAAAAGUUAAUUCAAGUUGUGAAGAUAUAUUUGCUUUUUGCUAUGAUCUCAAAGAUAUUUACUUUGGCAAUUACCCACUUAAUAAAUUCCAUAAAGAAAUAACAUUUAAAGGUAUGACAGUUCAUGUUCCAUCAGAAGAUUCUUGGGGAAAUUAUGUUUCUCAAUCUCAAGAAAUUUCACCAAAUCACUAUAAAUGGUAUGGUUUCGAAUUCACAUAUUAUCCACCUCCAACACCACAGCCAACAUAUCAGCCAACAACAACAGCGACAGGAUCACCAACACCAGAUGAUAAGCAAAGAAGGAAGCGAGUUAUAGUUAUUUCAUCUACAGUUUCUGUUGGCAUUCUCAUCAUCAUUGUUAUAUUAGUAGCAUUCGUUCUUAUCUCAAGAAAGAGGAAACAAGUUGAACUUCUUCAAUCUCAACCUCUAUUAACUCAAGUUUAA